Chlamydomonas reinhardtii is the source of this 4838-nucleotide messenger RNA. RefSeq lists its product as uncharacterized. The coding region runs from base 164 to 4219 and encodes 1351 amino acids. The record is from RefSeq and is a predicted model, not a curated record. Gene Ontology annotation, cellular component: late endosome; HOPS complex. The transcript has 24 exons. Gene Ontology annotation, biological process: cellular response to starvation; protein targeting to vacuole; vesicle-mediated transport. Lineage: Eukaryota; Viridiplantae; Chlorophyta; Chlorophyceae; Chlamydomonadales; Chlamydomonadaceae. Gene Ontology annotation, molecular function: protein binding.
GUCGUUGCAUCGCCAAUACAUGUAGCAGGAGCACACAAGUAGCAGCGCUGGCCUCCCAAUGGCCGAGGAGCAUUCGACCUGCUGCGCGGUCGAACCGCAGCUCAAGUAUGACAUUCUAGGUGGCGACACCAGCAGCAUCAUAAGCAAAGAGAGGAUAACAUGCAUGACCUUGUCGGAGAAAAUUUUGGCUCUGGGCACGGAGCAAGGGCGCAUCCAUGUGCUGGACUACUCGGGCAACCAGGUGCGCCAGCUGAACGUGCACAAGACGCGGGUCAACGACAUCUCCUUUGACAAGGACGGGGAGCACGUCGCCAGCGCGUCCUCCGACUGCAGUGUUGUGGUCACUAACCUGUACACGGAGCAGGUUACACGGCAUGAGUUCCGGACGCCCGUCAAGGCGGUUGCCCUGGACCCCCGGCCGCCUGCCUCCGCCUCCUCCGCCCGCAGCAGCUGGCGCGACCUGGUCACGGGCAGUGUGGGCGGCGAGGUGACUCUGCACACCAAGGGCUGGCUGGGCCGAGUUGACACGCCACUGGCCGCCGCCGCCAGUCGGGACGCGGCGGCGGGCGGAGUGCUGGCGCUGCGCUGGAGUGGCGCCCUGGUGGCGUGGGCCUUUGACAGCGCGGUGUCGAUUUACGACACACAGAGCUCGCAGCUCGUGCGCACGCUGCGGCGGCACGAGACACGGCCGCCGGGCGCCGCCGCACCGCCGCCGCCGCCGUCGCCACCCGGGGCCGCCGUGCGCCCCGCGCCCGCCGGCACCGCGGCGGCCGCGGCGGCUGGGGCGGCGGCGGCUGGGGCCGCUAGCAGCCUGAACGACCUGCGGCGGUGCUCGUUGCUGUUCGCUCCGGACUCGCAUCUCUACGUGUCGUGGAGUGACGUAAUCCUGGUGGCGCGCAUCAGCACCUACCAAAACAAUGUGGGCGCUGCAGCGCCGCAGGUUGAGGUGGUCGCUCGCAUGAGUAUGACGGAGGCGGUGCUGGGCGUGUCCCCCUACGGCGACAACGACCUGGCAGUACUGGUCUACCCCAACGGCCUUGCCGCGCCCGCUGCGGCUGCGGCGCCGACGGCACCUGCAACACCUGCGGCUGCACCGGCUACAACACCGGCGGCGGCCCAGCCUCAGUCACCAGCUCAAGCUGCUGCAGGUGGCGGCGGUGGCGGUGGCGGCGCCGCCGCACCAGCGGCGGCGGCGGUGCAGGGGACUGCAGCAGCGGGCGGGGGCGACCUGGCCACGCAAGCGGAGGGGGCGGGGCAGGGGGAGGCGCCCGACCCCCUGGCCCCCGGCCGCACGCCGCAGCUGGUGAUCCUGGCCCGGGCCGACCACCGCGAGUGGGCCCGCGACGCCGUGCACCUGCCCGGCGCCGACCGACUGGCGCCGCGGCAGUACCUGGGGCUGCUGCCCUCCCUGCCGCAACACCUGCAGCAGCAGCAGCAGCCGGCAGUAGCAGGACCCGCAGUAGCAGGAUCGGCAGUAGCAGGGGCAGGGGCACCGGGGCCGGCAGUAGCAGCGGCGGCGGCAGCAGGCGGCACGCCGUUCGGCGGGCGCAGCGGCGCAGCGGCGGCGGGCACGGCGGCGGCGGGAGGAGCGACGACGCCGCGGCGGGCGAGCGGCACGGGGGGCGGCGGUGGCAGCGGUGCGGGCUCGGGGGCCGCGACGCCAAGGGCAAGUGUGGCGAGCAGCGUGGGCUCUGUGUCGCCUGCGCCAGGCGGCGGCCUGGGCCAGCCAGCGGCGCCCCGGCGGCUGGUUCCAAUCUGGAUCGACGGCCAGGAGCUGAUGCUGUUCGUGGCGGCGCCUACGGCCGUCGCCACGGCCCGCUCGCGCGACGCCGCGGACCGCGUGUCCUGGCUGCUGGAGCGGCGGCGCUGGGAGGAGGCGCUGGGGGUGGUGGAGCAGGCGGCGCCGGGGGCGCUGCCGCCCGGCACCUACGACAAGGUCAUCGACGGCUACAUUGAGGAGCUGAUGACGGGCCAGGCGUACGACACCGCCGUACAGCUGGCGGGGCGGCUGCUGGGCGGCCAGGCGCAGCGCUGGGAGCGGUUCGUGUACCUGUUCGCGCAGGUCCGGCAGCUGCCCAAGCUGGUGCCCUACAUCCCCACAGACCACCCCCGGCUCAGGACGGCUGUGUACGACAUGGCUCUCCAGUCGCUACUGCCGUCCCCCGCCGACCACCCCACACUGCUGGCUGUAGCAAAGUCCUGGCCGCCCGGCGCCUUCUCCAUGGCGGCGCUUGCGGACGCAGUAGCAGCGCGGCUGCGGCGGCUGCAGCAGCAGCAACAGGCGGCAGCUACUGCUGCUACUGCUGCUACUGCGGCGAGAGGUGGUGGUGGUGGUGGUACGGGAGGGGCGGCAGGAGGCGCGGGGGCGUCGGGCGCGGCGCCGCUGCCGGCAGUGGAUGUGGGCGGCGGCGAGGGCGGCGCGGCGGACCCCCUGUGGCAGCUGCUGGCGUGGUUGUACGAGCAACAGGGCCGCCCCGACUUGGCGCUGUCCAUCUAUCUGCGGCUGCGGUCGCCGGGCGUGUUCGCCUUCGUGACCAGCCACGGCCUGCAGGCCAACCUGCUGGGUCGCGCCGCCGACCUGUUCGAGGUGGACGAGCGGGCGGCGCUGGGGCUGCUGACGGCGCACGCGGACGCACUGCCACCCGGCAAUGUGGUGCCAAGCCUGCAGGACGCCAUGCGCUCCGCCGCCUCGGCCGCCGCCUGCGAGGUGUGGCGGCGGCGGCUGCACGCCUACCUGGCGGCGCUGUUCGCGGUGGACAGCAGCACGGCGGCGGACUGGCACGACCUGCAGGUGUCCCUCACCGCCGACUACCAGCCCUCCAAACUGAUGGACCUGCUAGUCACCAGCCAGUACUACUCACUGGAGGCUGCUCUGUCCAUCUGCGAGGCGCGCGGGCUGGUGUCGGAGCAGGUGUUUGUGCUGGGCCGCAUGGGCAACGCCGACCAGGCGCUGCGACUCAUCAUAGACCGACUGGGCGACAUCCCGCGGGCCAUAGACUUUGUGGUGGGCCAGCGCGAUGAGGAGCUGUGGGGCCGCCUCAUUGACUGGGCGCUGGGCAGCCCCGACACCACAGGCCAGCUGCUGGACUGCAUCGGCGGCUACGUGGACCCGCUGCUGUUGGUCCGCCGCAUCCCGCGCGGCAUGGAGGUGGCGCGGCUGAGGGACCGACUGAGGGCCAUCAUCGCAGACUACCGCACCCAGACCAGCCUGCGCGAGGGCUGCAACGCCAUCCUGCGCUCCGACUGCCGCCACCUGCUGGCGCGCCUGCUGGACGGCAGCCGCCGGGCGCUGCCGUCCGUGCUGCUGCAGCUGCCGCGGCCGGGCGGCGGCGAGGCGGGCGCCGAGGGGGCGGAGUGGUUCAGGUGUGACGUGGUGCACGGCGGCCGCCUGCAGCCCGUGCCGGCGUCCGAGGUGCCCUGGGAGGCGGGCGUGGGCGCAGGGGGCGGGCCGGGCGGAGACACAGCCGCCGCCGCCGCCGCCCACCUGCCGGGCGGCACCGCCGGCGGCCGCGGCUCGAGCUCUCACCUAACGCACGGGGGCGCGGGUGCGGCCGCAGCAGGCAUGUCGCGCGCGCACGGUGCCUCCGCGCCGGCGCUAGAGGCAGCAGGGGCCGGCGGCGGCGCGGGCGCGCGGCGGCGGGCGGCAGCACUGGGGUCGGGCGGCGCAGGAGGCGCAGGAGCCGGCAACGGAUCGGACCUUGUGCCCGGAGGGCUGCCGGCGUGGGCGCUGGAGGACGCAGCAGCUGCUGCGGGAGCAGUGGGUGCGGCUGGAGGGGGCGUCAUGUGGGCGACUCAGCCGGCAGGCACGGUCUCCGAGUCAGGGUCAGGGUCUCGCGGCUUCAGCGCGGGCUCUGGUGCCGGCGCGGGUGCCGGCUCGGGCUCGGGGCUGUGGGUGGGGUUCAAUCUGGCUGCUGGCAGAGCUCGGUUGGGCGGCGAGGACGGGAUGGGUGGGCACCACGGCGGCCCUGGAGGCGGCAACAGCCGCCGCGGCCUUGGCGGCCUUGGUCAGGGUCCAGGCGGCAUCCCGCGAGGGCCAGCCUCAGCAGCAGGGGCAGCCGCCGGAGCAGGCGGUGGCGGUGGAAGAGUGGGCGGCGGCAUGGGCUGGUCGUCGUCAUCGCGGGCAGGGGCAGGGGGCGGGCCUGGCGGCGGCGGUGGCACGGGCGGGAUUGUGCUUGGGUCGUUAUGGCGGCACAUGACUGGCACCAGCACGGCGGCGUGAGGUUGUUUCGGUACUGGCAGGGUGCGUGCAUUGCACUGUGGUGUGAUGUGUGUCAACGCUGCGCGCCAGGUUUGCACGGGUGCGUUCGUUCUUGGUUGCUUGAGGUGAGGCCGGGUGGUUGUGCGUGGGUGGAAACAUGGGUGCUUGCAGGUAUGUGUUUGUGUCAACGUGUUUGCAUUAUUGCAUUGUUACAUUGUUGCAGCCGGAUUGCAAGCUGCGUGACGGUGCACAAAGUCAAGAGGCGUUGAAGAGGAGGGGGCACGGUUUGCAUGGCGCAGUUGGAAGGCGAGAUGGCAACCAUGCACCACCAUCAUCAUUAUUAGGGUGCGGCAUGAGGCAGGCAAUGCAAGACGUGCACUGCCGCUGCGCCGGCCCCACUCGCGCGCGUGGCCUCUCGUGCGUGCGGCGUGCCUGUCAUUAGGCCUGGGCAGCCAACAGGUUGCGGCGGAGUGCCAGAGGGGAGCUCAUUGUGCAUGUGAGGUGACAUCCGGUUCGCUGCGCUGACCCCGAUGACCCACGGGGCCAACCGUAUUGCCGUGACUACGGACUCCCGCCCGGACUCCUUCCCGACCCGCUUGUCUCUUUUCCACACAAUACUGCACACAUUUAAGACAACCCA